AUGAAGACACCAACACUAAAGAUUUUUUUGGCUGCUAUAAACUAUGAUGGAGAGACUUUUGGAAAGGUCCUUCCUUGGAUAAUACCUAAAGUACAGCAUCAAGCUGAUGUAUGUAUCUAUCGCUUUAAUUCACCCGUGAAUGAUAAAAGUAUCGUUAUUCAAUUAUUAUUAUCUGGAGACUUGAUUAGUGUUAUCUCACAGAAAUUUCAAUUUUCCCUAUUGCACGACACUUACAGUAACGAAGAGGGAAUAUUCAGGGAUGAAGAGCUCGAAGAAAAUCACAACGUCAUCCUACCAAAAUUACAUAUUCUUGUGCUGGACUUUUCUGUUGAGUUUUCGACUAUAGUGAAUAAACGUGACUACAAUAACGCGUUCCUGACUACUUGUCAAGCAGCAGAUUGGGAUAAUCGCGAAAAGAAACGUCUGCUAAUCAUCAUGGACACGUAUGAUUUACAACCUAUUGCAUUGAUCAAAGAUGAUGUCGAAUACAAUGCACUCACACGCGAGAAAAUUCUACAUGUUUUCAAAAAUGACAGAAUGAAAGUGUACCCCUUAGUUCCGAAACAAAGUGUGUCCCAUCAGUACCGCAUCACCGCAUUUGCGACAAUACAUCAUGAAUUGCAACUAUAUUUAACUGAAAAACGAUAUGGCUAUGCUUUUAACCAAGAUUGGUCAAUCCACAAAAGGAUGAGACGAACUUUGGAUGCUCAUCGAGAAUCAUUUCGAACAAAAAAUGGGGGAUCAAUGUGUACCUCAAUUCCUCCCGAAGACACGAAAUACAAAAACGUAUACCCUACGACAAUAACGGAUGCAGAUGGCACGAAACUUGUAAUUGGAACAAAAAAGUUUAAUGCAUCAAUCACUUCAAGUCUACGUUUACAUGCACCUUUCAACUCAGAAGUCGGACCAAGCGCCAUGUCCUUUAAUCUGAGCGACAGUUCCAAAGCAAAAGUUACUACCAUCUUCGUCAAGGGAUCGGCUUGGAAAGAAGCAGCUGAAAUUGCUCGAAAUAACAAUUUAUACCAACUGCGAACUCGCUUUCACCAGCAAUCAACCUACUUUCUUUGUCGAGCAAGCAACGAGACAGUAGGUAAUUUGGCGGCUAGACCAUAUACCAUCUAUACUCUCGCAGAAUGGGAUAAUGGCAAUGACAAUGCGGAUUAUCGUACUGCAUUCAAGCUCUUCCAAACAAUCACAAUCAAUGUAAUAUGUGGGAACCCUCGUUUAGAAAAAUACACUAUAUCCUCGUUAUGCAACGAAUGGAAGUUAUGCAACGAAUUGAAGGUGGAGGGAACUGCUGUAUACCAUAUUUUUCAAUUGGUUUUAACUCAAUUCUCCGAUGAUACUACCUUUAUUAUAAUCAUCGGUAACAAAUCUUUAAACCACAAACUCCAAAAACUGGCCAAUCUUUUAGCACCUGCGAUCACUAAGGCAAAUCGAUCAGUCAAACAAGCCGUCCUUCAGGCUUACGCUCAACAUAUUUUUGAAGAGCAUACUGCCUUUGUCAACAAUAUAAUACAUGGUUUUCGGCCUGCCAUACUCAUCGGAAACAGUGCCAAUUCCAUCUUCAUAUAUAAACUGAAUACUCGUGAAAUUGUAUCUUUUUCCUUGUAUAGUUUCAAUAAAGAAGAAAAACUAGUAUCAGGAAACGCUAUAUUUGCUGUGGUAUCCACAUUACUCUGUGAUCGAUAUCGAACUUCAGGGAAAAUAAAAACCGCCCUUUGGCGUUGGAACGACUGUACUAUCUGUGUUACGACUAUAGACUUAAGGAAACGAAUGAUUUGUGAAAACACAGACUAG
This is a messenger RNA of Phycomyces blakesleeanus NRRL 1555(-), 1800 nucleotides long. RefSeq lists its product as hypothetical. The record is from RefSeq and is a predicted model, not a curated record. Lineage: Eukaryota; Fungi; Mucoromycota; Mucoromycetes; Mucorales; Phycomycetaceae. The transcript has 10 exons. Bases 1 to 1800 code for a protein of 599 amino acids.